UCCGAGUCCAUGGUGCUGGAGACUGCGGAGAACGUGAACAACGGGAACCCCUCCCCCUUGGAGGCGCUGCUGGCCGGGGCCGAGGGCUUCCCCCCGAUGCUGGACAUCCCACCCGACGCAGACGACGAGACCAUGGUGGAGCUGGCCAUCGCCCUCAGUCUCCAGCAGGACCAGCAAGGAAGCAGUAGCAGUGCCCUAGGCCUGCAGAGCCUGGGCCUCUCCGGUCAGGCGCCCAGCUCCUCCUCCCUGGACGCCGGGACCCUUUCGGACACCACUGCCUCAGCUCCAGCCUCGGAUGACGAGGGCAGCACGGCGGCCACCGACGGCUCCACCUUGCGCACGUCGCCGGCCGAGCACGGGGGCAGCGUGGGCUCUGAGAGCGGGGGCAGCGCAGUCGACUCAGUGGCUGGGGAGCACAGCGUCUCAGGCCGCAGCAGCGCCUACGGCGACGGCACCACCGAAGGUCACCCACCUGGGCCCGGCAGCAUCAGCUCCAGCACUGGCGCUAUCAGUACCACCACAGCCCAGCAGGAGGGCGAGGGGUCCGAGGGGGAGGGCGAGACGGAGGGUGACAUCCACACCAGUAACCGGCUGCACAUGGUCCGCUUGAUGCUGCUUGAGCGUCUGCUCCAACACCUGCCCCAGCUACACACUGUGGGCGGCGUCCGCGCCAUCCCCUACAUGCAAGUGGUGCUCAUGCUUACUGCCGACCUGGACGGAGAUGACGAGAAGGACAAGGGUGCUCUGGACGACCUGCUGGCCCAGCUCAUCGCUGAGCUCGGCAUGAACAAGAAGGACGUCUCCAAGAAGAAUGAGCGCAGCACCAUGAAUGAGGUCCAUUUGGUCAUCAUGAGACUGCUGAGUGUCUUCAUGUCACGCACCAAGUCUGGGUCAAAGUCGUCCUCAGAGGUACAUGGAGCCCCCUGCUGUAGCCUGCAACACUGGAGUGUGGUACAGAGUGACAAACCACCUUCGUACACUGUGACACUUGGCACUCACCUCCUAGCUGCAAUUAGGAGGAGAUGCUGUCCUCCUGGCUAUCUUCAGGAGG
Messenger RNA from Paramormyrops kingsleyae, 1051 nucleotides. NCBI's taxonomy places the organism in Eukaryota, Metazoa, Chordata, Actinopteri, Osteoglossiformes, Mormyridae. The record is from RefSeq and is a predicted model, not a curated record.